Molecule: messenger RNA, 2137 nt
Organism: Gastrolobium bilobum
Lineage: Eukaryota; Viridiplantae; Streptophyta; Magnoliopsida; Fabales; Fabaceae
Exons: 8
Coding region: 641-1816 (391 amino acids)
Molecular function (GO): catalytic activity
Source: RefSeq, a predicted model, not a curated record
UUGAUCUUCUUCACUAAUUGUCUUGUGCUCUUUCUGGGUUUUUGCUAUUUUGUUUGUUCUGUAACUGGCGAUGUCCCUUACAUUUUUUGAUGAUCUGGUUGAAUCAUAUGUUUUUCACAAGUAUCUUGUACCAUGGAGCAUUAUUUAUCUGUGCCUGAAACCCAUUCACAUGCUAACGUUUCAAUGUCGUUCCUUUCCUUAUUAAUCUUAAAAAACAAAAAAAAUUUGAAAACAAUUUCUUGUUUAAAUUCUUUAUAUUUUUUCUUUUCGAUUCUCUUCCCACUUGAAUUUUAUAUUGUGGGUUCAUGUUUCUUUCCUUUUUACUUUUUUUUCUUUCUUAAAAACUGUGGCGUGGAGAUAUAGUGACACAAAUCUAUUUCUUUAAUCCACAAGUAGAAGUAGGAUGGGAAUUGGGAAAUGAGUAAUAAGUUAAUGAACUUCUGGAUGAUUUAUCUAUAAAUUUGUGUGAUAUUUUUUGGAGGGGUUUAAAGCCUUAAUCUUGGACCCGUCCCGAAUCGGAUUAGUUGCUAAGCAAUGAACCGAAAAAAAGAAAAAGAAAAAAAGAAAGUAGGGCAUAAUUAUUUCACUGUUCAGGUUCCAAUUUUUUUUCCUUGUUUUUCUGCCCUGACCUCUCUAAUAUAUGGUGAGUGCAGCAUCUAAUUGUAGAACAAGUAUCUCAUAUGGGUUUGAAUUCUCUUCUUAUUGUCUGAAAGCUAAACAAAUGUCGGGUUCAAGGUUUCUCUUCAGUAAUGGCAUCCUUUCACACACCUUAGAUGCUCCUCCAGUUAAAGUCUUCCUUGAAGCUCAUACAGGUGCUUACACAACAUCACGUACUCACAACAAUGCUUCAUGCUUGUUAUUUUGGGAAAGACAUAUGAAAAGACUUUCAGAAUCUAUACUAAUUCUAUCAAAUUUGGCUCCACGGCUUCUAUUUAAAUAUAAUAAUUCUGCAAUUUCGCUGCCAUCAUCAACAACCUUGCCAAUAUUGCAACCCAUAGUGCAGAUGCUUGUUAAGGAUUCAAUGUGCAAGGUCUUGCCAAUUGCAUUGAAAGAGAGGAUUGAUUGUGAGGAGCUGGCCAUUACAACUCUUGUUAGCGGUAAUUUGGAAGAAUUGAAUGCAUGUGAGACUGUGGAUGAGAAAAGAUUGAAUAAAAUUCUUGAUGUGCAUGCGCAUGUUGAGACUUAUUUCCCUCCUGCAUUUGGUAUCCGAGGAAAUGGUGCACAUUUGGCUGUAGUGGGAUAUGGGAGGGAUGUUGCAGCUGCAAAAUAUUCAGAUUGGGUAAGGAUUAGGAAGACUCUGGAAAAGCUCAGGCCCCCUUCAGUGACAGAACUGUUGCUGUCUAAUGAUGGUGAUCAGAUACUUGAAGGAUGUGUGACAAAUUUUUUCAUUGUAUGCUGCAAGGAUUGGGAUUCAGAUGAUGGGAAGGCCCUGAGUGAUUAUGGAAAUAAAUACCCUUUUGAAGUACGGACAGCCCCUAUCACUGAUGGUGUUCUUCCAGGAACAAUACGCCAACUAGUGCUUGAGGUGUGCAGGAGUGAAGGAAUCCCAUUUCGUGAAGUUGCUCCAUCAUGGUCAGAACAUAAAAUCUGGGAGGAGGCAUUCAUCACAAAUAGCUUAAGGCUUUUGCAACACGUGGAUAGUAUUCAGGUUCCAACAGAAUGGCAAUCAGCCCAUUCCAAAACGUGGAAGGAUUUAUCAUGGACAAAAAAGCAAUUUCAGGGUGGACCUGGGAUGAUCACAACCGUAAUCCAGGAUAAGAUUAUGGAGAAAGCAAUUCUGGAAGGGUACCCAAUAAGUAACAUAUGUGCAGAGUAAAGAUACUGCACUGUUACUUUUAUGCUGGGAUGAAAGGGACAAUAGUUGACCUUCUCUUUCUCUUCCUCUUCAGUUGGCCUAUUCAUUGACAAUUCCAUAGUUUCUGACCUCAAUGAAUAGAUGAUGACAAUGUGAUCUCUUGGAAGAUGACCACUUUAUUGAUCUAAAGUCUGAACAUCUUUAUGAAUAAGCCAUGGACCAAAUAGAGAGACAGAGAAAUCAAUAAACCACUUAUGUGAAGAUGAGAAUAUCCGUUUAUCUCUGUUUAUAUGGAAAAUGACUUCUUAAAGAUGAAAAAUGUUUUCUGAAAAUUCAUUUAUU